This is a messenger RNA of Symbiodinium pilosum, 912 nucleotides long. NCBI's taxonomy places the organism in Eukaryota, Dinophyceae, Suessiales, Symbiodiniaceae. The record is from the annotation of a GenBank genome assembly.
AUGAAGGCACAAGAGGGUAUGUCGCUGGUGGAGGACGACCUGAAGAAUCCCUGCCUGGACUACAUUCGGUACACUCUCUUCUCUCAAGAGGGUUACGUGUUCAAGUUGGCGGGCAGCGACAAGACCUACAACACCUUUGAGGAGUUGAAGACUGAUUUCAUGGACGGCCACAUUCCAGAGAGCGUCCUGAAGGAAAGUUUGACUGAUGAGGUCAAUGCACUGCUUGAACCUGUCCGACGACAUUUCACCGAGGAUGAGCAUGCCAAACAGCUUCUAGCGAAGGUCACGUCCUGGCGCAAGGAGACUUUGGAGAAGACAUCCUCGCUCGCACGGCUGAGCUUAGAUGGCGUCCUGGAAGGAGGGGACGCGCCGAUCUCCGUUGUCUUUGCCCCACAACCCUCCGAGUACGUUCGACUUUCCGACGUUCUCGAGGUCCUUGAGCGCCUGCGUGCUGCAGACGGCCAUCGAGUGCUGUGGUUGGAGGACUGGAGUGCUCGGUGUUUGGGUUCGGCCGGAGGUUCAGUGGAGUGUGUAAAAGGCUUCUACGAGCUGUUCCUGCAUGGUCUGCGGUCGAUGGACGCAGAGCUCAUGGAUGAGGUUCAGAUCCUCUGGCAGGGAGAGGCCAUCCUUUCAGGGGCUUCCGACUACUGGACCUCGGUCAUCAACACAGGACGCGAAUGCUCCUUGGAGGCCAUCCGAAGAGCGCUGCCAGACGGAGAGAACCUAGAUACUGCUGCCCAGGUUGUGGUCUCCAUCAUGCAUGUCGGUGAUGUCUUGGCAUUAGCUGGAGGCAAACGCGAGGCUGUUCUUUGCUGUGGCCCCUACCACAGGAACCUCCACAACCUUGCGUCGGAGCACUUCGAACGCAUUGGGCUCAAGGUGCCAAAGAUUGAAUGCACCGAGAUGCCUUGA